AUGAGCACCGAAUUGCUUCGCCUCCAGGGCGCGCAAACAGAUGGCCGGACAGCCAACGUACGUUAUCGUCAAGACCAACUACAGUCGCUUCAUGCCGGGCUUUGUCUGAGAGCCGAAGACCUGUGUACAGCCGUGGCCAAGGACACGGGAUGCACAGCAACGGAGGCCAGCAUGGAGUUCUACACGGCCAUGGAAGGACUCCGCCUGCAUUACGACGGACUGAAUUUCGAACGAGAAUUGAAGAACGAGUACUCCGUUGUGGAUGACCCAGAAAAUGCUAACCCCAACCUGUCUUUGGGAGUUGGACUUGUCUACAUCAUACCAUCCAAUAUUUCUCCUCUUAACGCAGCCAUGGCUCCUCUUACGGCGGCUAUUGCCUCAGGUAACUGCGUCGCUCUCGAACUACAACCCACGCUUCGAACACUACCAGCGCUUCUGGGAGCGGUUUUAUUAGAUGCCUUGGACAACGACACAUUCGCUAUUUGCAAAAGUCGACCCGACGACCUAAGCAUGCUCAAGAACGGCACACUCGUGGAUCAAACUUCUUCGGAAGCCAUCAUCGACGGCUCCGUUCGAGUCUUGAAAAGCCCAUCUGAGUCCCGGACCGUGGCUAUAGUCGACCGAACCGCCGACUUGGACCGCGCAGCAAAGGCACUGGUUACAGCACGGUUCUCCUUUUGCGGAAGAUCCUAUUAUGCUCCUGAUUUGGUGCUAGUGAACGAGUUCAUCAAGAAGCCCUUCCUGGAAGCCGUGCUACGAGAGGCUCUUCCAUACCUAGAUGACCACGAGGGGCAAGAAUCUCCACAUCGGGAUAUAUCGUCGUUGAAAAAACGGAUGACACAAGCCGCUGCAGAUGGUAUGGCAGACAUAUUAUCUCUCGGAUCCAGAGGAUCCAUAGUAGAUAUCAAGUCCAGGUCAUCGUGGUUAUUGGAAGGAAAAGUCAAUCUUCCUAUUCUGGCGAUUCUUUCAGUCACCAGCCUUGAAGAUGCCAUUGACUAUUCAAAUUUGGCCAAAGACUACCAUCCUGUCACAGGAAGGCCGUAUCUUGCAUCAUAUGUGUUUGCAAAUGCAUCGACAGCGAAAUACUUGGCCCAGUUUAUCAAUGCCCAAGAAUCGUUUUUGAAUGGGAUUCCGCCACUUUUACUCGUCGCUCCUCCCAAGCCCCUUGGGGGAAAACUGCCUCAGUCACCAAGUCAGGCUUACAGCCCUUCGAUGUUCCAAGUUCUUCGACAAAUUCAUGGGACUAGGCAGUCUGCAGUGGGACUGUCGGGAUUCAUAGAGGAAUCGUCUUCCAAACUCAUUCGUGUCGCCCGUAAUGAGUUGCUUGAUGCUGCACUCCAGCCGCUAAGACAAACCGGUCAGGCUUUCCAAGCCCGUGAAGUAGGCUUCUUCGAACAAGGCAUAUUGACCGGACUGGUAGUGUUUGGGGGCCCCGUUAUCAUAGUGUUCGUUGGUGGUGCCUUCGCAGGUGCCCGAUAUCUGUACAAGCUGCUCAGGUGA
Molecule: messenger RNA, 1500 nt
Organism: Exophiala spinifera
Lineage: Eukaryota; Fungi; Ascomycota; Eurotiomycetes; Chaetothyriales; Herpotrichiellaceae
Exons: 4
Coding region: 1-1500 (499 amino acids)
Molecular function (GO): oxidoreductase activity, acting on the aldehyde or oxo group of donors, NAD or NADP as acceptor
Source: RefSeq, a predicted model, not a curated record